This is a messenger RNA of Salvelinus sp. IW2-2015, 537 nucleotides long. RefSeq names its product FAD synthase-like. The annotation marks the transcript as partial. NCBI's taxonomy places the organism in Eukaryota, Metazoa, Chordata, Actinopteri, Salmoniformes, Salmonidae. The transcript has 2 exons. The record is from RefSeq and is a predicted model, not a curated record.
UUCCUGUCACGAGCGCUGAGGAAGCUGGGAGUGUGUGUCCAGCGUGUCACAGUAAUCCCUGACCAGCAGGAGGUCAUCUCGAAGGAGGUGGCCCUCCUGGCCCCACAGUACACACACCUGCUCACCUCUGGGGGAAUAGGCCCCACCCACGAUGACGUCACCUUUGAGAGCGUUGCCAUGGCAUUCGAGGAGGAGCUGCAUGCCCACCCGGAGCUGACCCGUUUGGUGGAGGAGUUCUUUGGGGUGGUGGAUAGGGAGAGUGCAGCCAUGAAGCUAGCCAUGGUCCCCCGCUCGGCCAAGCUCAACUACGGCACUGACCCUCAGACUGGACAGCCACUACGCUACCCACUGGUGAGUGUGCGUAACGUCUACAUCUUCCCUGGGAUCCCGUCUCUGUUGGAGAGAGCCUUCAACGGUCUGGAGCACCUGUUCGCUGGCUCAGGGACCACCUUCCACACACGAGAGGUGACCAACCGUCUGGCUCCACUACAAUACAUUCGACAGGACGUUUUCAAUAUGUAGACAAACGUCGCAUGA